Messenger RNA from Haliaeetus leucocephalus (bald eagle), 1041 nucleotides. Its product is annotated as eomesodermin homolog. The transcript is spliced from 4 exons. Gene Ontology annotation, molecular function: RNA polymerase II cis-regulatory region sequence-specific DNA binding; DNA-binding transcription factor activity, RNA polymerase II-specific. Gene Ontology annotation, biological process: cell fate specification; positive regulation of DNA-templated transcription; regulation of transcription by RNA polymerase II. Gene Ontology annotation, cellular component: nucleus. The record is from RefSeq and is a predicted model, not a curated record. NCBI's taxonomy places the organism in Eukaryota, Metazoa, Chordata, Aves, Accipitriformes, Accipitridae. The coding region runs from base 1 to 1041 and encodes 346 amino acids.
AUGGCGGGGCUGAGGUCAGCUCCGGGGAGCAGCCCACCCUCCCUGCCCAAACACCUGGGUUCCCUUCUAGCGCAGGAGGACGUGGAAGCCCCCAGCCCCACACAGGACCCCUCGGCCAGGCGCAUGUUCCCGUUCCUCAGCUUCAACCUCUCGGGGCUCAACCCCGUGGCCCACUACAGCGUCUGCGUGGACGUGGUGCUGGUGGACCAGCAUCACUGGCGCUACCAGGGCGGCAAGUGGGUGCAGUGCGGCAAAGCCGAGGGCAACAUGCCAGGUAUGGCCCCCCGCCCCCCCAUCCCCUUCCUCCUCCUCCUCACGGUGCAGGGGAUCACCCAGCUGAAGAUUGACCACAACCCCUUCGCCAAAGGCUUUCGGGACAACUUUGACUCGAUGUACACAGCCUCGGAGGGCGACCGCCUCACCCCAUCUCCGCCAGAGGGUCCCGGCUGCCAGCAGCUCCUGCCAGCCCCCCGCUUCCAACCCUUCCUGCCCGAGCAGUACCCGCUGCCCCCCGGGCGCUUUUUUGGGGGGGAGCGGGGGGCUUCAUUGCCCCUACCACCCAAGGACCCCCCACGCUGGUACUUCACCCCCCCGCAGCCGCCCACCGCCACCGGGGCCUUGGAGUACGGUGGCUACGAAGCGGGGUACGGGGGGGCCAAGCUGGUGCCCUACGGGGUGAAACCCUUUGCCCUGCCACCCGCCCCCCACCCCUCCUUGUCCUACUACCCCGAGGGGCCGGGAGGUUUCGGGGCUGGGGGGGGCUGGAGCCCCGGGCAGUACGGCCCUAAGGGCAGCCCCGGAGCUCUGGGCUGGUACCGGGAGCCCCGGGAAGAAAAGGGGAAGGAGGCGGAGGGCUGGCCCCCCGAGCCCCCCGCCGCCACCUCGGGUGACUCCUCGGACUCGGGGCUGUACGAGUGCAAACGGCGGCGGGUGUCCCCGUACCCCUCCAGCGCCGAGAGCUCCCCCCCACCCCGCAACGGAGACCUCUACGACAAGGACCCGGGUGCCGACGGUGGCUACUAUGGCUUCUACGGCAACUGA